This is a messenger RNA of Effrenium voratum, 2838 nucleotides long. The record is from the annotation of a GenBank genome assembly. Lineage: Eukaryota; Dinophyceae; Suessiales; Symbiodiniaceae.
AUGCAACUGGAGCUUUGCACGGCGUCCUUGCUGGACACAAGGAGCGAUGGCUUGAAGGGAGAGGUGCUCUUCACCGCUUUAGAUUCCAGCGACAGCUACGAUGUCUUCGUCUUGGCUCUCAGCGAUGCCCGGCUCUUGGCACGCUGCUGUGUCGGGGACGAGGUGCAGCUCCUAGAGCUGCCGCUGCCCAGGGCAGAGCUGCAGCGAGUCACGGCCCUGGACCUGGGGCCACACGCCAGGUACCUGGCAGUGGCCUGCGAGGCAUUGCUGGUGGUGGUGCCAUUGCUGGAAGUCCUGCUCGCCCAUGCCCCACCUGGUCCUUUGGCCGACCGCUUGGCGGCUGCCAGGAACGAGGCCGAGGAGGUGAAAGCUGCUUGGGGCUCGUGGGCGCUUGGAGAACAGAUGCUGGCCGACCUUUUUGGUGGAGUCACGUCGGCAUCGACAUUCCGCUUUCCAGUGCCAUCCAUUCAGCAGGACGGCGACGCCGUGACCUCCAUGCGCUGGUGGGUUCAGCCGGGCGAGCCGGAGGUGUCAGAGGCGCAGCACCACCUGCUGGUGGGCUCCUUGUCGGGUCGCCUUUGCAUCAUGGACGUGGCCUCGCAGCAGGAGGUGCGCACCUUCAGCCUGGCGCCCAUCGUUUGGCUACAGCUCUGCAGGUACCACUGCCAAGAGUGGCUGCUCAUUGAGACCACCGCCGAUCCCAAGCACUGGAAGCUGCUGCUGGCAGCUCGCAUGGAGCGGCCCAAGGAGCCAGCGCUGCAGUGGGCCAUCACGAAGGGUCAGGCGCUGCCUACCUCCUCCAGCGAGCACUUUGAACUGGAGCCCUUGAGCAUGCCGGCCCUGUACAUGCUGCUGGUGGUGCGUCGCGGGGCCAACUCAGAGCGCCAGGAUCGCAGUGAAGUCCUGGGGAUGCUGGUGGACGAGGCGGAGGGCCAAGAACACCCUAAGCUUUGCCUGCUUCUGUCGCUGCCCUCCUUCCCCGAGGACCCUUUGGCCCGCAUCGACCUGCCCAUCGAUGCCGCGGCCCCUGGGAAGUCGGGCAACAGGAGAUUGAUGGACCUGGUGCCGCUCUCAGGCGGACUUUUCCUGUCGGUGAUCCACGGCAAGAACGAAAGCUUCAUGACCCUCUCCACCGCAAAGCCCCAGCCGGGGGGGUCGGAGGCUCCGGCGAACCAGGUGGUCCAGGAGCUCUCGGUGCCGGGGCGCGUGCUGGGUGUGGCGGGUGCGCUCGGGGCGGUGGCGGGGGUCUUGGCCUUCUUUUGGACGGCCACAGAGGUCUUCACGCUGACAGCCACGGAUGUGUCCAAAACCUUGCAGGAGGAGGUCAUCAGGAGGGCCAGCGAGGCUGAUGCGGAGUUUGAUGAAUUGCCGCUGUUGUGCUGGGCUUUGGACGUGGACAUCGACACCUUGUUGCUGGACGCGGGCCGCCGCAUCCUCUCUGGCAGAUGGGACCACAUCGGGGAGCAGGGCGUGAGGACGGCCCUGGCGCUCUGGGCCCGGCGGUCCCGGCCCUUGGAGAUGCCACUGCUGCAGCUCCAAGAGUGCUUCAGCGAGCUGGCGCAACAUGUGGAGCUCAUGCACAACCUGGUCCCCAGUAUCUUGUCGCUCCUGAUGCCGCACUGGCCGGAGGUGGUGGCCAGGUUGGAUGGACUGCACGGCAACCAUGCAGACGAGGACGCGCCGCCGGAGCUGGCGAACGUCGCGUGGUUCCUGUCCCUGGUGGUGAUGCUCCUGGUUGUUCUCCACCUCCGGGCCACCGCGCCCCCAGGGGAAUACAAGCGGGGGCAGGAGGGCCUCGCCUUGCGCUCUUGGGUCUCCGAACAGGUGCCCCGGAUCGUGGGGUGCAGGGCGCCCCGAAGCUUUCAGCAGCUGGCGGAGAAGGUACAGGCGGACUUCGAUGCUUGGUGGGCCCAGGAGGCAGAGAAGGCGCAGUCCGCAAGCCCUAUGACCAGCAUGUUGGCGAGCACCUUCACGGCCAUUGAGCCAAAAAAGACCGACUUUGAGGAAUACGAGGAUCUGCCCGCGGGCUGCUGCUCCGCUCGCCUGCUGCUGCUGGGAUGUCUGGACGCCAGCAGCCUGGGCGGCCUGGCGCGGGCCUGCGGAAGCCAGAGCGCAGGGCUGCUGGUGUCUCUGCUGCUCUACGGCUGCGAGCUGUGCGAGCCCCCGCUGCUCCUCGCGCCCAGCGCUGCGCUGGCGGCCUCGCUGCUGCCGGAGCUGCUGCGCCCCGGGCUCGGCACUGAGGUGAUCUUCCGCAUUCUUUGGGCCAUCUUCGGUCCUUGCCGGCCGAAUUCAACACGUGCGGCGAAGCCUACGGUGGUGAACAUCACCGUACCCGAGCCUUUGCUUGCCGAAUUUGCUGAGCUGGACGAAUCUGAGACCGAGGAGGCGCGGUGGAUGUGCUUCUUGUGCCUCCUGGGCCAACUGGCGAAGGGCCGCUGCGCGGAGUGCUCGCACGUCUGGACCUUCGAGCAGGAGCCGGGCCAGGCGGCGUUGUCGGCCACGGAGCCCAAAGGCCAGCAGGUGCCGCAGGAGGUGCUGCGAGCCCUCGAGCGCCUUCUUGCCGGACCGGCGGAUGAAGCCGAAGCGUUGAGUGAUGCGACGCCGACCGGCAAGCCGCCCGAGAUGCUGAUGGAGCUACUGGAGCGCGGCGCUUGCUGGGAAGUGGCAAAAGAGGAAUCUGUGAGGAUCGCGUGGAGCACUGCAGCUGGUGGGAAGAGGCUGCAGGCGACAGGCGCCUGCUGCUGCUGGCGCUGCUGGCGGCGACGGAAAGUUGGAUUUGGGAGCUGGACUGGAGUCCUUCUUUCCGACUGCACCUGGCGUAUGCCCUUCACACACUGA